Adineta steineri is the source of this 1158-nucleotide messenger RNA. Lineage: Eukaryota; Metazoa; Rotifera; Eurotatoria; Adinetida; Adinetidae. The record is from the annotation of a GenBank genome assembly.
AUGCAUUCAUCAUCGUUGUUAAAACAUCUUGUACCGUUUAUCACUCGUACAUCACAACGUCGUCUUGCUGCAUAUGCUCAAUCAGACUUAGUACUACAUAAUGAUCCUGUUCUUCCAAUCAUUGAUUUUUCAUCAUUUGCAAGUAAAAACGAAACAAAUGAUUAUCCUCGCGAUAUGAUCGAGAAAUUGGCAAAUGCUUGUGAACAUGUUGGAUUUUUUUAUGCGAUCGGUCAUGGAAUACCCAAUGAAUUACUUCUUCGAACAUUAUCUGUGACACGUCAAUUAUUUGAUCUUGAUUCUAAAAUAAAAAAUCAAUAUGCUGCUCGUUUAUCUGCUAAUUCUUCAAAACUAAAUCAACAAUUCCGUGGUGGAUUAGCUCGCGGUUAUCAAAGUGUUGGUGAAAAUGUUACAAAUGCAAAACGUGAUCGUCAUGAAGGUUUUGAUCUUUAUCGUGACUUGGAAGAUAAUCAUCCACUUCGUUUACAAUUCAAUGAUAAAAAUUUAUCAAAUAAAAAACUACCAGAUUAUCCUGAAUUAGCUCAAGGAAGGAAUCCAUGGCCAAAAGAAUUUCCAAUAUUUAAAGAAACUUUAACUGAAUAUACUGCAGCCAUGCUACGAACAGGUGAACGUGUUAUGCGUGCUAUUGCUCUUUCAUUGAAUUUACCAUUAAAUCAUUUUGAAUCCACAUUUAAUGAGUCAUUUUGGGUUAUUCGAUGUAUCAAAUAUCCGGCUGUACAUCAAAAUGAAAGUAAAUCACCUGAGUAUGGUCAUGGUUGUGGUGAACAUUCUGAUUAUGGUUGGUUAACAUUUGUUAAUCAAGAUCCUGAUUCACAUAAUUGUCUUCAUGUUCGUACAACUGAUACAACAAAAGCAACAUAUGUAUCAGCUGAUCCAAUUAUUGUCAACGAACAAAUUGCUUUAACAUGUAAUAUCGGUGAUAUACUUGCGUUCAUCACUAAUCAUAAAUAUCGCUCAACACGUCACUGUGUUAUUAGUCCAGUUAAACCUGCUCGAUCACGUAUUUCUACUCCAUUCUUUUUUGAACCAAAUCUAGAUGUUAAAUUACGUAUUAAUGAAACAACUGAAUGUUAUUAUGGAGAAUAUUUAACAAAUAAAGUUCGAAAUAAUUUCAAUUAUUAUAAUGAUGAAACAAAAUAA